AUGUCUCUCCACACGUCCUACCACGCCGACUCCGAUGCAGACGACGAGUACGAGCGCAGUGUCAUCACUUCCCCCCACCUGGCCACCGAUUCUGAGGCGUCUCCCUCUGAAUCCGACUUCCCCUCUUCCGAGCAGACCCCGACCACGUUUGCAAAUGCCGACGAACACCCCAAAUCCCCCAGAACCAUCAUCACCGAAUGGACAGCCGAGGAAUGUGCACACUUUCUUGCCGCCCUCGGUCUCCGUCAAUAUUGUCAAUCUUUCCUCGAAAACGAGAUCGUGGGGGAAGCGCUUAUUGCUCUGAAACAUGAUGAGUUGAAGGAAAUGGGGAUCGCUAGCGUGGGGCAUCGAUUAACGAUUCUCAAGAGUGUCUAUGAAACGAAGGUGAAACAAGAUAUACCGUUGGAUGCAGACCAUUAUAUUCCUCUUUCGGCGGACCAAAGUAUGAAUGAAACUGCGUCACAGGAAGAUGUCGCACGGCUGAUCCAAUCCAUUCGGUUGCGAGAUGAACGAAUCGUCACCGUCGAGUCCGAGCUGCGUCGCAUGGCGGAGGACUAUCGUCGGUUGAGAGAAGAGCUUCUGCCGGUUUUCAAGAUGGCCAAGGACCGUUCGCAGCCGUUGCCCCCUCCCACGUCCAUGGCCAGUUCGGGCCCAGACGGAUACCACGAUAGUCAGCAGACGCUGGUGUCGCCUUCCGGCAUCACUCUCCUGGAGCGCUCAGCUACCCUUUCUCGACAAAUCUCCAAAAGACUUCACACAGGGGGCACCACCCCCAAGAACAAUUCCCCCACUCAUAUCCCACCCUCAAUUCAUGAAGGCCGUAUGUAUCACGACAAUGGCGUGUUAGACCCCUCAUCGGCACUCUACACGAAUGGAAAGUCGCAGCUGUCCCCGGGGAUCCCGUCUCCCACCUCUCCAGGUGUCCACUAUACCGCCGCGCAGACUUUGGGGUCUCGAUCAUAUCAGCCCACCCCCAACACUAGCCGCAGUCCCUACGACCACCACGACGACGCCUCGGCAACGCAAACCCGUGAACGUUUGAAUCCUACCCCAACACAACCAAAUCGUCCCGACAUCCCGACCCGAUCAGAUUCCAGAGCCGGUAAUGGCAAUGACCCACCAAGCGUGGAAAUAUUCAAGUCGUUCCGUGUCUCCAUGGAGGAUCCCUGCUAUAAGGUUCUUCCUGCUGCCUUGAAGAAGUACAACAUCAAUGCCGACUGGAAGCAAUAUGCACUGUAUAUUGUGUAUGGCGACCAGGAACGUUGUUUGGGCUUGGAUGAGAAGCCGCUCAUUCUCUUCAAGCAGCUGGAAAAGGAGGGACGGAAACCGAUGUUCAUGUUGCGAAAACAACUCCAACACCCCGUGGAAAACAGCUAUCCGCCAGUCAAUCCUGUGCCUACCAGUGCUGGGUUUGAAAGCAGGCAAGCACAGAUCAAUUUACCCGGCGGAGUGCUAUGA
This is a messenger RNA of Aspergillus bombycis, 1458 nucleotides long. Its product is annotated as adaptor protein STE50. Gene Ontology annotation, biological process: signal transduction. Gene Ontology annotation, molecular function: protein binding. The transcript is spliced from 3 exons. The coding region runs from base 1 to 1458 and encodes 485 amino acids. Lineage: Eukaryota; Fungi; Ascomycota; Eurotiomycetes; Eurotiales; Aspergillaceae. The record is from RefSeq and is a predicted model, not a curated record.